GCAUAAAAUAGGCAAAAAAAAAAAAGUGCUGGGCCACAUGUAUGUUCAAAUCAGCUGUUACUUCUUUUCCCCCAUCCUGAAGGUUUAUCAGCAAGUUUCAUUCAUCCCACUUAUUUUCUCUCUGGAAUUUAUUUUCCCUUCAGAACAUGGUUUGAUGUUUCUGUUUUGUCUCCAAAGGAAGCACCCAGCACUGUUACACUCAUUGGCUUUCACUGGUGCCAAGGCAGCACGAGGUUAUUGUCAGCUUUCAAAAAGACCCUUUGGUGUCAGAGAGGAAUGAGUCCUCCCAUGGAAGUGCUGCCGGUGUGGCCUGCCCUCGCUGCAUGUGGUACCGUGGCGCUGUACCUGCUCGCAGCGGCUGUGGGCUCAUUAAUUUAUCCAUUUGUUAUUUGGGAAGGAGGCUUGCGGCUGAGUGGAGAGAAUCCCUGAGGUCAUUGGGGAGUCCUUGCUGUCAAGGUGUGGGGCAAGGAUAUGGAGUAAUUCAGGGGGUAUUGGUGUAGCAGGGAGCAUUCACCCCUGCAAUGGAGAGUGCUGUACGAAGUGCUGAGGUGGUGGUGAAAAACACCUUGAAAACAAGGUCAGAAGCGGUGCUGUUAGCUUUCCGUUCAAGAGGAGGUCUCUCAGGCUGGGGAAGCAACCUGUUAAAAGUGAAAACGUGGUUUGUGUCUGCCUUAUCUGAGCAAAAGAAAACAUCAGGAGAAAUAAUCGGGAGCAUUGGGCCCUUUCUCUGCAAGGAAGGGGAGAGGGGAGCUGGAGCUGAUGGGGUGGGGAAGCAGGUGCAGCGCUGCUCUGUGAGAAGUGAGGUUUUGCUUCUGAGGUUGUUAGGGGGAUGCUGAGAAGAGGAAACGAGUGAGAAAGUAAAGCCUCCGUUUGUGGCAGAAAUGCUGGAGCACCUCCUUAGGAGAGGCCAAUGCAGGUGGACGGGCAGCAGGUUGACUCCUCACUGCACUGUGAAAACCAUUAGGAAAAAGUCCUUGGGGUUAAAACCUGGGGCUCCACAGUGUUACGUGCACUUGGGGCUAGAAAUUAUUUUAAAUGGCGACUGAUCUGUCUGAAGCUGAACCCGUGCAUCAUAAGGCGCUUCCACUCUUAACGGGAGCUCAGCUGAUCCACACGGACAAGUUAAGUGAGAAAGUUGAAGACGAAACGAUGCCGAUCCGUCGCUCGGUAAAUUCUUCUUCCCGAGAAACUCCUCCCAAAAGCAAACCUGCUGAAGGUGGUGAAGAGGUCAAAGCAGUAGAUGCAGAAGCCACCUCUGAGGAGUCUGCUUCUGCUGGAGAAGAACAAGAGAACGAAACCUUGCCUGCUGCAUCCAGUGAAGCAGAACAGCCAAAGGAACCUGAGAAUGAAGGGAAGGGGGAAACAAAGUCCUCGGAAGAAACCAAAAAGGAUGAGAAGGAUCAGUCUAAGGAAAAGGAGAAGAAAGUGAAAAAGACCAUUCCUGCAUGGGCUACUCUUUCUGCUAGUCAGCUAGCUAGAGCACAGAAGCAAACUCAGAUGGCUGCCACUUCACGUCCCAAGAUGGAUGCUAUUUUAACUGAGGCCAUCAAAGCAUGCUUUCAAAAGAGUGGUGCCUCGGUUGUUGCAAUACGUAAAUACAUCAUCCACAAAUAUCCUUCCCUGGAGCUUGAGAGGAGAGGCUAUCUUCUAAAGCAAGCAUUGAAAAGGGAGCUGGAGAGAGGGAUCAUUAGACAGGUGAAAGGAAAGGGAGCUUCUGGGAGCUUUGUGGUUGUGUCUAAUGCAGGAAAAACUGUUCCAAAAGCCAGAGACAGAAAGAAAAGCACUUCCGCUUCGACUCCAGAGCAACAGGUCAAGCUGGAAGACAUCCUGCCACUGGCUUUCACCCGCCUUUGUGAGCCGAAGGAAGCUUCUUACAGCCUGAUCAAGAAAUAUGUGUCUCAGUAUUACCCCAAACUCAAAGUAGAUGUAAGACCUCAGCUGUUGAAGAAUGCCCUGCAGAGAGCUGUAGAGAAGGGCCAGCUAGAGCAGAUCACAGGGAAAGGAGCAUCUGGGACAUUCCAGCUGAAGAAGUCAGGGGAGAAGCCCCUGCUGGGUGGGACUCUGAUGGAAGAUGCCAUCCUGUCUGCUAUUGCGGCCAUGAACGAACCGAAGACCUGCUCCACCACAGCACUGAAGAAGUAUAUCCUGGAAAACCACCCAGGGACCAACUCCAACUUCCAGGUGCAUCUACUGAAGAGAACCCUGCAGAGAUGUGAGAAGAAUGGUUGGCUGGAGCAGAUUUCUGGAAAGGGCUUCAGUGGAACCUUUCAGCUUUGCUUCCCUUAUUAUCCUAGUCCAGGUGUGCUCUACCCAGAGAAGCAGCAGGAUGAGGACUCUGAAGAAUCUGAUGAGGAAGAGGAGGAGGAAUCUGAGGAGGAAGAAGAAUCAGAAGAGGAAGAGUCUGAGGAGGAAGAGCCACCACCAAAGAAAAGGAUGCAGAAGAGACCUCCUCCAAAAUCACGGAGUAGGGCCCCUCCGAUGAAACGGAGAGAGUCCAAGCCUAAGCCAAGAAAAACCCCUGCAGCCCGCAGCGGAAAAGCAAAGCCCCCACCCAAGGUGAAAACCCCUGCUAAGAAAGCCAAACCAGCAGCCCCAGCCAUCAAGAAACCCUCUGGUGGCAGCUCUUCCAAGAAACCAGCAGCCAGUGGGAGGAAGGAAGUGAAACCCUCUGCCAAGGGCAAACCUACCAUGAGGAAAUCUCUCCGGGCAAAAAAGUAAAUUUUUCCAGUGUCAGGGAAUCCCAUGGUCCCACAAUCUUGUUUUAUAAAGUCAAUGUGCAUUUGUAUUUUAGUUCUGAUGCUUAAACACUUUUUUUUUUGUUGUUGUUUUCCUUGGAUGAUGGGGGAAAAGAUGAAAACUAAAUCAAACCAUCCCAAGCAUUUGCUAGAUCUCAGUGCUGUGCCUCGUGCCUACCCCUCCCCUGGAACAGGUCAUCUUUAGUUUCUGCAAUAAUUUUAGAACUCUUCUAGGACAUGUAAUCUGUACCUUUUAUGGUGUUCCUCUUGGGUUUGGAGGGAGGGGGUGGCUUUUAAAAAUUCUUCAAAUAAGUUCUUUGUCUCUUUAGACAGCAGGAACAUGGUGAUUGGGGAAAUAAGAUUCUUAACUGAGAAGGUACAGCGGCACUAGAGUCCUUAGAUCCCCUGCAUGAUGAGGUCCUUCAUGCUUCUGUGAAGAAGCAGUGUAUAUACAGCACUUGCACUGAGUCCUGGAGGUGCUUCUUUCUGCUCGGCCGUUGUAGUGACAGGCUAAGGAGGUGGUGCAUUUGGCUCCUUCAGACCAGCACAUUUUGAGGGUGAGUAGACAUCUUCAGUAACCGGAGGCUGCCACAUGUACUGAUCGUCUGACACCGGGGGGCUUGAAAAGGGGUAGUUCUCGGCUGGGCGGGUGAUUUGAAUUAGUGUUUCCACACCACAUCUGUUACCUUAAAACCAAAAUAUAUAAAAGUCUUCUUGAAUCCAACUUUCAAACAUUUUUAAGAGAUGAAGAGCCUAAGUUUUGUCACUUCUUGUUUACCCUUUUUUAAAGAAAAGUUGGAGAGCUAUACAAUUGCUAAUGUAGAGAUGUUGAUAAGUGAAGAACAUGCAGUUUGCUAAAAUAAAAUGAAACUAGAUUCCA
Molecule: messenger RNA, 3615 nt
Organism: Anas platyrhynchos (mallard)
Lineage: Eukaryota; Metazoa; Chordata; Aves; Anseriformes; Anatidae
Source: RefSeq, a predicted model, not a curated record